Myotis davidii is the source of this 555-nucleotide messenger RNA. RefSeq names its product mature T-cell proliferation 1 (gene MTCP1). The record is from RefSeq and is a predicted model, not a curated record. Bases 137 to 460 code for a protein of 107 amino acids. Lineage: Eukaryota; Metazoa; Chordata; Mammalia; Chiroptera; Vespertilionidae. Gene Ontology annotation, molecular function: protein serine/threonine kinase activator activity. Gene Ontology annotation, biological process: positive regulation of peptidyl-serine phosphorylation. The transcript is spliced from 5 exons.
CGCUUGACUGACCCGAGGUGGGGGACCUGGAAGUUUUAGCCUCGCUGAUCCCGAGGCGGAUUAAUUAGCCCAAGAAACAUUAUAUUCAUGCUUAGGUGGAGAAAAGCAGGGCUAGAAUUGGAACUCAAAGCCCAGAAUGGCAGGAGAGGAUGUGGGGGCUCCACCCGAUCGCCUCUGGGUUCACCAAGAGGGUAUCUACCGAGACGAAUACCAGCGCACGUGGGUGGCCGUCGUGGAACAGGGGACGAGUUUCCUAAGGGCACGAAUCCAGCAAGUUCAGGUUCCCUUAGGUGACGCAGUUAGGCCAAGUCACCUUCUUACAUCCCAGCUACCUCUCAUGUGGCAACUCUACCCUGAGCAGCGCUACAUGGAUAACAACUCUCGCUUGUGGCAGAUCCAGCAUCAUUUAAUGGUCAGGGGAGUACAGGAGCUGUUGCUUAAGCUUUUGCCUGAUGAUUAACCCGGUGCUGGGAUUCUAGGACGAAAUGCUCCUCUGUUCUGUUCAGUAUAUGGCAAUCACUUCAUCCACCACUGCAGUGCACCCACCUGUGGGCC